Molecule: messenger RNA, 861 nt
Organism: Sungouiella intermedia
Lineage: Eukaryota; Fungi; Ascomycota; Pichiomycetes; Serinales; Metschnikowiaceae
Source: the annotation of a GenBank genome assembly
AUGUUUAGACAAGUCAAAGUCGCCUCGUUGGCACGUGCCAGACCUCUUCCUGGCCGUGUAUCUAUUCAACAUGUGAUUCGUUUGCAAUCCACUCAAUCGGGUUCGAGCUCGUCCGGCUCCAAAUCUACUCCUCCACCUCCACCUCCUCCUCAGAUCUCUAGAGGAAAGAUUUUGGCUGCUUUGGGAGCAUUAGCCAUUGGUUCCACCAUUUUUGCGUCUGUGUAUAACCGUGAGGCACCAGUGGCGGCCGUGGAGCCUAAGAAGGGCCCUGCAUUCUCGGACAAGGACGUUUCGGUGAUUUUCGUGUUGGGAGGUCCAGGAUCUGGAAAGGGUACCCAGUGUGCUAAGUUGGUGGCCGACCAUGGGUUCGUGCACUUAUCUGCUGGUGACUUGUUGAGAGCCGAGCAGAACAGAGAGGGCUCUAAGUACGGAGAGUUGAUUUCCGACUGUAUUAAGGAAGGAACCAUUGUUCCCCAGGAAGUUACGGUGGCCUUGUUGGAGCAAGCCAUCAGAGAGAACCAUCAGAAGGGCCAGAACAAGUUUUUGGUUGAUGGGUUCCCUAGAAAGAUGGACCAGGCCAUUACCUUCGAGGACCAGAUUGUAAAGUCCAAGUUCACGUUGUUCUUUGAGUGUGCAGAGGGAGUAAUGCUUAAGAGAUUGUUGGAGAGAGGCAAGACCAGCGGAAGAACCGAUGAUAACAUCGAGAGUAUCAAGAAAAGAUUCCGUACUUUUGUCGAUACUUCUAUGCCCGUGGUGGACUACUUUGCAGAGCAGGGCAAGGUGAUUAAGCUUCAAUGCGACGAGCCUGUGGAUGUUGUUUACGGACACGUACAAGAGGCCAUGAAGCAAAAGGGAAUCUAA